Molecule: messenger RNA, 723 nt
Organism: Dermacentor silvarum
Lineage: Eukaryota; Metazoa; Arthropoda; Arachnida; Ixodida; Ixodidae
Exons: 6
Coding region: 153-548 (131 amino acids)
Source: RefSeq, a predicted model, not a curated record
CUCCGCUUCCAGCGCUGUGUUAACGUUCCGAGAGCGGGCGGCAAGCAAGGGUACGGACACGAAGGCCGCUUGUGCCAGACGUCUUUCUUGCACUGCAGCGUGAAGUUCCCUUCCUUCGAACGUAAUACGCCAACCUUUUAUUCGCAGAAGCGAUGAAGUUUCUACUCGUCCAGAUGAUUCUGAGCUGUUUGGCUCUUUCGGCUGCUGCCCAGAUACAAUUGUGCCCUCAUCAGCAAAGCCUAUCAGAGGAACUUCGAAACUGUCACGGCAGAGAGCUCAGCAACAAUGAAGCGUUCAACACGCUGUCGGAGUUCAGCAAGAGAUACGAGGAGUAUUGCGCCCAUAAGAUGGCACCGGGGACCUCGACCGCGGAGCUAUUCGCACAGCGAUGUGCGGACAAGAACUUCAACAGCUUGUUUUACAGGUGCUGGGCGGACAUGCUAAGUGCGGACGACUCAUUGAAUUCGGCGGGAGUCGACAGUAAUCACUUAGCUGUAUUCAAGAAGUCAAUAGAUUGCCAAUUUCACGUCUUGGAUAUAGAAGCCUAGUCAGUGCAUUUUCUCCCACACAGAAAAGGGUGAAAUGGUUUGGUCACCUGCUAAACUUCGUGAUAUUUUUUGUCAGUGGAACUUUCAAUAAAGGCUCUGUUGCACUUUUUUGUCAAGUCUUUACAGACUAACAUGUCUGUUCAAGUGCCGUAAAAAAGAAAAUUUGUUUUGGCAA